AUGAAUCCAAAUUUUGAAAAUCAGGAACAGUAUCCGUGUGGAUUUUCUAAUCCUGGUAUCGAAAUAAAUAAUAAUAAUAACUAUGUUCAAACACAUAAUAGUAGUACAGCAGCAGCAGUUGGUUUAAAUAUAAGGAAUAAUCAAUUUGCUGUUGGUGUUGAUAAUAAAAAAAAUAUUAUAAAUAAUUCUAGUAUACAUGAUAAGAAAUCACCAGAAUAUGUCGAAUUUACACAAAAAUGUGUACAAGCGAUACUUGAGGUUAAUUAUGAAUUGAUCCGAGCCUGUAUUGAAUAUCAAAAACAAGGAUGGGUGAUAAAAUCAGUAAAUCUACCAGAUUUAACACCUUUACCUAUUCCACGCGGCUUAGUCGGACAAAAACUUAAUAGUCUUAUUCAACAAGCUGUACAGAUUUUUUCUGAUCAUAAAAAAUUCCAUCCAAAUAACUCAAGUGUUAUAAUAAAUUCAAUUAAUAAUCAUAACACAAAUAUAAACAAUAACAUUAGCAAUAAUAAUAACAAAGUUAUUAAUUCAAAUAUUAUGACAAAUACAAAUUCAUCGUCGUCGUCAUCAUCACAACAAUAUAAAUUAAGCCCAAACAAUGCUAUGGCACAACAAUUCCAACAAAAUCAAUCCGCACAGCAACAACAGAAUAUGACAGAUUAUAAUGCUGCUAUAAUGGCAGUUGCAGCAGCAACGAAUCAAGAUAGUGAUGCAUAUAAUAUAUUAAGGCCCUUAGUCGGAUUUCCUACAGGAUUUAUGACUACUGCUGAUGCUGUUACAAACACAGGGAUUGGCAAUACAGGAUAUAAUCCUACAAAUGCUUAUCAUAUGCAGCAGUUAAUGGAUUCGGAAAUAGUGGGAUUCCAAGCAGUACAAUAG
Messenger RNA from Entrophospora candida, 879 nucleotides. The record is from the annotation of a GenBank genome assembly. Lineage: Eukaryota; Fungi; Glomeromycota; Glomeromycetes; Entrophosporales; Entrophosporaceae.